Molecule: messenger RNA, 3721 nt
Organism: Coregonus clupeaformis (lake whitefish)
Lineage: Eukaryota; Metazoa; Chordata; Actinopteri; Salmoniformes; Salmonidae
Product: anoctamin-7
Exons: 23
Coding region: 321-3095 (924 amino acids)
Biological process (GO): chloride transmembrane transport
Cellular component (GO): plasma membrane
Molecular function (GO): protein dimerization activity; chloride channel activity
Source: RefSeq, a predicted model, not a curated record
CUUCUCUCCCAUUCCCAGCCCCCUCUCCACUGAGGUAGAAGUAUCAUCCUUUCCCCCCUCCACUCCUCUAUCUCUUGCUGGAAUACCGUAUCCAUUCUUCCUCUUCAUUUUGAUCAGAUUUGAUUCAUUUGAAUGAUGAACCUGCAUGAGAACAUUGCAUGAAUACCAGAGUUUAUGAGUGUAUAUAUACGGUACAUGUGACAUACAGUUUGCAUGUUUUUGCAUGUAUGUUGUGUUCUGUGGUUUUCUAAGCAGACUGACUGUCUACAGACAGACUGACUACAGAUUGACACACAGAGACCCUCCCCGUCUUCUUCACCAUGCUGAGGAAGGGCUCGGAGUUGCUCCUGGCCACAGGAGGUGACAGGGAGGUGCUGCUGUAUCUGGACUACGCGACGGGCAAUCGGGGCGAACCCCAAACCACCGACAGCUAUGGGAGUCUGCAGAACGGGGGCUUCAUCCCACCUAGAUAUCUUUCAGCUGCAGCGGCUGCUUCAGACGAUAAUGACGAUGAUGAUGAUGACCCCGUCUAUAUGCACUGCGAUAAAAUGAGUAGACGACCGGCACAACCCCUAGGGGGGAACUACUUUAGAGAUGGAAGAACCAAAAUAGACUUUGUUCUAGUAUGGGAGGUGAAACGGAGAAAGCAUCGCUCCAGAGGGAGGGGCCGAUCUGAGACCAGCGGUCCGGGGGAGGUCGGAGCAGGGCCAGAGGAGGGGAGCAGCAGGUCUGAGCGGAGAAAGGCUCAGCUGGCUCGAUGGAGGGACAAGUUCACCCAAAACCUGCAGAAUGCCGGCCUGCUGCUGGAAAAGGAGGAGACAGCGAGCGAGAAAAAAACCAUCCAUUAUCUGAAACUGAGCGCCCCCUGGGAUGUGUUGGUGUAUUACGCAGAGGAGCUAAUUCUAAGAGCACCGCUACAGGCUCAACCAAACCCAGACUUCAACACGUCUGACCGGAUCCUUCAGAAACUAUACAUUCCCAACAUCAUGGCGGAGUCCUUGCCCAACAGGCCACUGGACUACUACACUUGUGCCUUUCGCAAGUCAAAGAUGGAGAAGUUCCUCAGCUGUGAGAACCAUGACACCUACUUUACUAACACACAGAGACACCGUAUAGUGUAUGAGAUUCUGGCGAGGACGGUGUACGGCAAGAGGAAGAGAGCGGAGGUUGGCGUGGCUCGACUGCUCAAUGAGCGGGCAUACACUGCAGCAUUUCCCUUGCAUGAGGGCCCCUUUGAGCUGCCAGAGCAUGAGGUGCAUCCAGAUGAGCUGAACCAGAGGCAGGUCUUGUUCCAGUAUUGGGCCCGCUGGUCUAAAUGGUACAAGUACCAGCCACUGGACCACAUCAGAGAAUACUUUGGAGAGAAAAUAGCCCUUUACUUUGCCUGGCUGGGGUUCUACACAGCCUGGCUGCUCCCUGCGGCGGUGGUGGGGGCCUUUGUCUUUGUGUCAGGAGUCAUGUCCAUGGGGACCAACACUCCUGCCAAGGAGAUCUGUAAUAGUGGGGCCAGCUACCUGAUGUGUCCUCUCUGUAAGACCUGCAAGCCCUGGAACAUGUCUGAUAUCUGCCCCAUGGCUAAGGUGGGCUACCUGUUUGACCACCCCGGGACAGUCUUCUUCAGUGUGUUCAUGUCCUUUUGGUCUGUCACCUUCCUGGAGUACUGGAAACGCAAAAUGGCCACCCUGGCUCACCACUGGGACUGCAUGGACUUCCAGGAGGAAGAGGAGCGUCCGCGGCCUGAGUUUGCGGCCAUGGCUCCUUCUAUAGAGCACAACCCAGUGACGGGAGUGAAAGAGCCCUACUUCCCAAAGAAGGCCCGGCUGUCCCGCAUGCUCACUGGCUCCAUGGUCAUCAUCAUCAUGCUGUGUGUGGUGAUGAUUUUCCUGGUGACAGUGAUCAUGUACCGUGGGAUAGUGAGUGUGAUGAUGUACCGCACAGGCAGCGUUGUGCUGCGCACUCAGGCAGGGAACAUUGCUAAUAUCUCCAGCAGUAUGGUGAAUCUGGCCCUGAUUCUGCUGAUGGGGCAGGUCUAUACUGCGUUGGCACUGCAGCUCACUAAAUGGGAGAUGCACAGAACACAGACCCAGUACGAAGAUGCGUUUACCUUCAAGGUGUUUGUGUUCCAGUUUGUCAACUUCUACUCCUCUCCCUUCUAUGUGGCAUUCUUCAAGGGAAGGUUUGUGGGUUAUCCUGGACACUAUGGUACCUUGCUUGGCAUGAGAAACGAAGAUUGUGGUCCAGGGGGUUGUCUCAUUGAACUGGCUGAGCAGCUCUUCAUCAUCAUGGUGGGGAAACAGCUCAUCAGCAAUGUUCAGGAGUUUGUCAUCCCUAAGGUGAAGGCGUGGCAACAGAAGAGGGCGCUGAAUAAGGUGCGGGGAACGAAGGCUUGCCAGGAGCCUCGGCGGUGGGAGGAGGACUAUCAGCUGGUGGAGUGUGAGGGCCUGUUUGAGGAGUACCUGGAGAUCGUGCUCCAGUUUGGCUUCAUCACAAUCUUUGUGGCAGCGUUCCCUCUGGCGCCGCUCUUCGCCCUACUCAACAACUGGGCCGAGGUGCGCCUGGACGCCCACAAGUUUGUGUGUGAGUACCGGCGGCCUGUGGCCGAGCGCGCCCAGAACAUCGGCGUGUGGUUUAACAUCCUGGAGGCCCUGUCGCACCUGUCCGUCAUCGUCAACGCUUUCUUGAUCGCCUUCACGUCGGAUUUCUUACCACGACUGCUCUACCAGUACAAGUUUGACAACGAUCUGAACGGAUAUGUUAAUUUCACUCUGGCCUAUGCUCCUCCCAGCUACACCAGCCAUCCCAUGUGCAGAUAUAAAGCCUUUAGGGACAACAAUGGAAAUUACACUCUGGUUUACUGGGAACUCCUGGCUGUUAGGUUAGGCUUCAUCAUCGCUUUCGAGCAUGUGGUGUUCUUUGUCCUGCGAGCGAUAGACUGGAUGGUGCCGGACGUCCCUGAGUCUCUGGAGCUGAAGGUGAAGAGGGAGCGCUACCUGGCCAAACAGGCCCUGGCCGACAAUCAGGAGGCACUAUUGGUGAGUCAGCGAGGUCUGGCCUCCAGCCAAGCAAGCCACGCCUCCUUUGGUAACAUGAGUUAGAACGGCAGUGCGGAACUUCUGCACCAAGAGAAGCAGAACAGAUGGGGAGGAGAGGAGAGGAGGGGUAGAGGGAGAUAUAAGAGAUUCCUUUGCAUUUUGGGGUCCCAUCAAUGGAUUUGUUUCCCUGUUGUCUCUCCGUCUGUCCGCUAUGGUCAGUCUCUAGGUUUGUUUACAGAAGGGAUGGCCAAACUUAUCCGCAAAGGGCCGGUGGGGUUGCAGGUAUUUGUUCCAGCCUAGCUGUAACACAUCUGAUUCAAUGAUCAACUUGUCAUAGUCUUUCAUUAAAACUUUGAUUAGUUGAAUAACAUUUGUUACUGCUGGGCUGGGACAAAAGCUGUCACCUACACUGGCUUUUUGCUGGUAAUAUUGGCCAGAAUGGCCCCCACCUGGUUUACAGUAUGUGAAAGUGGGUUUGUAGUGUUCACAUUUUUUUGCUUGACUAUUAGCAUAUGACUUGACGUCCUUCAGCUCUGAUGAUUUGUAGUGUUCUCACGGUGUUAAAUGGACGAGCUUGAUUUACUCAAACAGUAAGUUUGUCUACACUUUUCUUCAGACAGCCUGUUCUGUUGUGUGUGUGUAUACACAUACAUGUACACUACCAUUCAAAAGCUAGGGGUCACUUACAA